Molecule: messenger RNA, 1362 nt
Organism: Penicillium vulpinum
Lineage: Eukaryota; Fungi; Ascomycota; Eurotiomycetes; Eurotiales; Aspergillaceae
Exons: 2
Coding region: 1-1362 (453 amino acids)
Biological process (GO): proteasome assembly
Molecular function (GO): proteasome binding
Source: RefSeq, a predicted model, not a curated record
AUGGCGCCUCCAGCAGGGCACCUGCUGCUCCCUAAACUUUGGAGAGUAGCAAGGUUUGCCUACGCGAAGGCCUCCAAGGCUAUACGUUCCAAACUACCAGAGCCUACACCGUAUCAUCCGGUGCGGUAUCAACCCGCCUAUGCUCGAAUCAAUCCUAGCCAGCCAAUCAGCCGUGCCGCUGCCAUCCGUCAAGCCCGCAGUCGCCACUUCUCGACCCGUGCUGCCGGCGCCUUCGCCUCUGCGAUUCGAUCCGGACUAGGAGCCGACAACACUGCACGUACCACCUCUCGCAUUUCGUCUAAUAUCAGUCGACUCAGUGGCCGUGCACCAUUCGCUUCUACUCUUCGUCCCAAUCUCACCGGUGGUACCCUUGGCCGGACUGCAGGAGGAUACGCUGCUGGAGCUGGCCGUUUUGGCGGAGCUAGAUACUUUUCCCACGGGCCUGCAGCACCAGCACAAGUUAUUCAAAAUGUGUCGCAGGGCGUCCGUGCGUUUUUCCUGUCUGGGCAGAAAGUCCGCUUCGAUGGCAUUGACCCCCACACUGGAGAGAAGCGGUAUAAGUCAGUCAGCGCGCUACAAGAUCAGGCGGAGCGAAAGAUGAAUGCCAACCAGCACAGCGCACCUGGCUCGUACGUUGACUUCCAAGUUUCCCCGACCAUCACUGCACUCAGUGCUGGUGGUCUCGGCAAGCAGGACCGCUCCGUCUCGUGCGACUCUCUGAACUCCGAGGGUCUCAUGGAUCUUCUUUCUGCCGAUUUUGCCCGUGCUUUGAAGGAUUUCUCCGCAGUCAUGAACGACCUCAAGCGUCUCUCAUCACUUGGUGAUCUUCCGAUAUCCCUUCACGACCGAUCAACCAUACGGGUCCGCUUCCCAGGUUGCGAUGCAGAAACUGUAGAGCAGCUGUGCUGUGAAGCUGGGAUUCAGCGAGGCCUAGUCGUGCAAGAUGAAGACUUCGAUGUUCGCACUGGCGCUGAUUUGGCUCUCUUGUUCCCUUUCGCACCUAGCAUGGCCACUUCCUCCGACACUGACUAUUACUUCGAGAAAGUCCCAAAGUCACAAACACAGUAUCCGGCGGAUCUUGACUGGCAAGGCAUGAUGACACCGGAAAGCUGCACGACAUCAUCGCCAGCUGGCAGUCGAGAUUCGGGAAAUGCCAUCAGUUUUGAGGACGGUGAACUAUUUGGUGCCAAUCCAUGGAGAUCUUCGACCAAGAGCUACUCCAGUAUUAACAUCAGUGAGCUUGGAGACCAGCCUUUCUUCCCGGAAGUCUCCAGCGUUGGCCCACCUGAAAGUAACUCUGCAUAUGAAGGUGUUGAGGGAAUCUACAAAUUCUUGGCUGAGUGCGAUGAAGCCAAGCGUUGA